AACGUACAGAAACGACUGCGACAUCCGAUAAUACGAUCAAACGACUUGAGACGACUAUCUACACUUACAACCCAUCGAUAAACAAGGAUAAUAGUAUUAUUGUUGUACAGUGAGCACCACAKUACUCUGCUGCAUUCCAAUUCAUCAGGCAUGAAGGUGUUCAUUAUGUUUGCUUUGYUUGCCGUGGGACAGAUUUCACAAGGACUUUCAAAAAAUACCAAGUCGUCUCCAAGCUCCACAUUCUGUAAGGGUCGUGCCGCUGGAUUGUACAAAGACCCAAAUUCGUGUGAUAAGUUUUUCCAAUGUGAUCAGUCAGGACGAUCAUAUGCGAUGCAAUGUCCAAAAGGAACUUGGUUUGAUGUAACAAUCGGCGUGUGUAACCAUAUCAACCAAGUGACAUGUAGACAAAUACAGACAGUGCCAUCUAAACCACGAAGUCUGAAAAUCGUCGCUAUCAACAGCACAACUAUUCAAGUCCGGUGGAAAAAACCUGGUAUUUACAGCAAACCAUUAAGAAAUUAUCAAAUCAUCAUCACAAGAUCAGGGUCAUCACAAUCUUUAAAGUAUACUGCAGCUCCUAGUCUGCUAUCAAUAAUGAUAAUGGGUUUAUUGCCUGGUAGUAGGUACAAUGUCACAAUGAAUGCUGUGAAUUCAGUUGGUAUUGGAAAACCAGCCAUUGGUGCUGUAACAACACCUUUUAACAUCCCACCACCACCAUUUAUCAUAUCAGCCAAGGCAAUGGAUUCAAAGACUAUUAGUCUGAAAUGGAAAGACCCUAUACUCGACAAUGAUGCAAUACUGAAUUACAUAAUAACAUACAGGAAAGCUAAUAAACAGGAUAGAUUCAGUCUGCGUUUGAAAGGUUAUGCCCAAACUGCUAUGAUUAAACAUCUUCAACCAGGGACUGCGUAUGAAGUUAGGGUCCAGGCUGUCACAUUUGGAGCUUAUGGAAAACCAGCUAUUGUGAAAGUAAGAACCUCAACUGGAGACCUGUGUCCUCAAGGAUAUCACUCAAAGACRGGUAAAAAACCAUGCCUUCCCUGCAUGUAUGGAAGUUAYCAGCAAGCUAUUGGCAAGAAGUCUUGUAUCAAAUGUUUACCUGGAACUACAACACUAAUAAAAGGAGCUAAAUCUAAAUCACAAUGUACAAAUGUUACUAUUGAUUAAUAGAAAUCAGAAACACUUCUUGAGAUAUGAAUUUGUGAAGUGAAAUACAUUCUUCAAUAAAAACCUAAGAACCA
Exaiptasia diaphana is the source of this 1241-nucleotide messenger RNA. RefSeq names its product fibronectin. NCBI's taxonomy places the organism in Eukaryota, Metazoa, Cnidaria, Anthozoa, Actiniaria, Aiptasiidae. The transcript has 6 exons. The record is from RefSeq and is a predicted model, not a curated record. Bases 151 to 1167 code for a protein of 338 amino acids. Gene Ontology annotation, molecular function: chitin binding; protein binding. Gene Ontology annotation, cellular component: extracellular region.